Molecule: messenger RNA, 1376 nt
Organism: Dendrobium catenatum
Lineage: Eukaryota; Viridiplantae; Streptophyta; Magnoliopsida; Asparagales; Orchidaceae
Biological process (GO): protein ubiquitination
Cellular component (GO): membrane
Molecular function (GO): zinc ion binding; ubiquitin-protein transferase activity
Source: RefSeq, a predicted model, not a curated record
AUCACCGGUAACGCAAAACACCGCGUUUACGUGGCAGAGGUCGUCAAUGAAGACUAACCGUCGUUUACUUCUGCAUCUGGAAGCGCAGACGUCGUUAAGUGGUCGUCAGGCGGCCGAGAGGUUGGGGACUUCGGAGACUUAAUACUUGGUCCUCUUUCGAUGUCUAUGAAACUAGCAGGCGAGCUUGUCUUCGUCGCCAUUGUCGUUUUGAGGAGGCUGAGAUAGAACUAGAGAGCGCGAAGACUUUUGGACCAUUUUCCUGUUCUGAUUAUGAAAUUUUAGGGGUUUUGGGAGAUGGAGGAUCAUCUAGUGUUGUAUGUGGAUCGCUUGAUAGCCCCGCAGACGGUGGAAACGGUGGAAGGAGGGGAGUUAUCGGCUGCUGGUUUUGUUCAGGAGGGAAAUCUAGUUUCUGAGGAAAAUGAGCCAUUGAUUCAGUUGGUAGAAUGUCGCAUUUGCCAGGAGGAAGAUCAGAUCAAGAAUUUGGAGACCCCCUGUUCUUGUAGCGGCAGCCUCAAGUAUGCUCAUAGGGAAUGUGUGCAACGGUGGUGCAAUGAGAAGGGGGAUAUAAUUUGCGAAAUUUGCCAUGAGCCAUACAAGCCUGGGUACACUGCAACUCCUCGUCUUCCUCCUGAUGAGACUACUAUCGAUAUAAGUGGGGGCUGGACAAUUACUGGUACUUCCAUAGACUUGCGAGAUCCUCGCAUUCUUGCAAUGGCGGCAGCUCAGCGCCGCUUCCUUGAAGCACAUUAUGAUGAUGAUGAUGCUACUAAUGCUAGCGGCGCCAAUUUCUGUAGAUCUGCUGCUCUAAUCUUGAUGGCGCUUUUUCUACUGAGGCAUGCAUUAAGUAUGACUACUGCCGGAGAUGAUGAUGCUUCUAGCUACAUUUCUAUCUUUUUGAUGCGGGCUGCUGGAAUUCUAUUGCCAUGUUACAUCAUGGUUUGGGCCAUUAGCAUCCUGAAUCGGAGAAGGCAAAGACAGGAAGCAGCAGCCAUGGCCGCAGCUGAAGUUGCCUUCAUUCUGCAGUCAGGUCAACGAAGGAGCCUGCAGUUUACCAUUGCACCUGAAUCACCUGCAACUCCUCAGCAAGAACCACAUCAAUGAACAUUGCAGAUCAGCCACAGCACUAUUUACUUUAAUGCUACCCCUCUAGCAAAGUCUCUUUAAGGCGAAAAUUGAAAAUGGGAGGUUUUUAAAUAUAUUUACACGUAUUCAUUGUAACUUUCAGCAUUUUGUUCUAUAGUCCUGAAUUGUAGAAUGUACAUUACUGAAAUGCUCAUGAAAUUUUUCUUAGAUGAGAUGCAUUUGUCAAUGAAUUGUAGCCUGGUUUGGUUGAUAUUGAUCAAUUUUGAAAAAUUGGCUUCAAGCCUAUUAUAAUA